CUUCAAUCUAGAGCAGGAGGAGGAGGAGGAGCUUGGAACCAACAUGGCCGCCCCUGUGGGUGCCCCUUCCUAUAUCACUCCCUACUUUUCCUUCUUUUCCAUUGAUAUCAACAGCAGACGUCAAUGACAAACAUUUCGCAGAGUCAUUGAUGGAAAUUCAAUCAGAUAUUUGAUUUCAAAGAAACUAAAGUGUGAGUCGCUCCAUGAAGGACAAAGUGACCAAGCCCACUGCCAUGGCUCAGGGUCGUGUUGCCCACAUGAUCGAGUGGCAGAGCUGGGGCACACCGUCUGCAGGGCCUCCGGGGGUCGCGGCACAUGCCAACCUGCAGAGGGAAAAGGAGAGGAGGAUGGAGAACGAUGCUUACAGCGAUCUUAGUGACGGCGAGAAGGAGGCUCGCUUUGCUGCAGGCAUCAUGCAGCAGUUUGCGAUCUCUGAGGCGACUCUGUUUGGCUGGAACUCGAUGGAUGGGGAGAGUAUGGGAGCCGGAUCCAACCAGGGCAGCGUCGCUCACCUUAGUGAGGUCAACCAGGAGAGCAUCACCAGCAGAGACCAGAUGCUCCACCACUCCUCUGCGGAUGUCUGGCCUCACACCUACGUCUCACAGGGCCUGUACUGCCUGUCGUCUACAGACACAUGGGACCCAAUCACUAGCCAGCCAUCGGGCGUGGCCUCACCUGCUGCAGGCUCCUACAUCAUGGCUGCUGGUGGCAGCAGUGGAGCUGGGGGUACACCUGGUGAGGGGUAUGAGGGGACAGUAGGCGGUUACCUUCAGCAGCACCAGGCUCAUUUCACUCUGCAGCAGCACAACCAACUCCAACAGCUCCAACAUAUUCACCAUUACCAGCAGCAACAGCUUCUGCAGUACCAACAACAGUCUAUGGAGCACAGGCCACAUAGUGCCUCCCAUUCCCUCCAAGCCACUCCCAACAGCACCAUCCACAGUCUCGGUCCUCCCACCCACCCUCGGCUAGCUGACCUGUGGGGAGCUGCACAGGUCGAGGCACACCACGUGGAGAUCGUCGGGCAGCUGAGUGGACAGAUGGCUGAAAUGGUAGGAGGAGUGGUGGAGACAGUCGGAGAGGAGCCAGAGCCCGAGUCUGAGGGUAUCCCUGAGCAGCAUGAAGAGGAAGAGGAGGAGCUUACAAAGGUAGAAGAGGUAACAUUAACCUUGGAGCCGGAGCCAUGCUCUUUGACUCCGUCCCCGCUGAGGGAGGAUGCCCCCUCAACCAGAGGUUCAAGCCCAGCACAGACCGCUGAAUCUGUCACGCAGAGCAUACCGUUUGACGUCACACCCUGUAUUGUCCAAUUGCUGGAGAGGGACGAAGAGGCGGAGAAGGGCUCUAUUGUUGUUGUUGCGACCAACUGAAUCAUAGGGCUGACAAAAACAGCAAAUUAAUUCUUCAAUAAUCAAUCAAGCUAUUCUAUCCCAACCCCAACCCCCUCCACCUCCCAACUAUUUACCCACUUCGAGUCCGAGGAAACGCGAGAACACUUUUUCAGAAGAAAACGUGGGAUGUAAUGUAAAAAAACUAAAUGCUGAGAAGCUCCGCUAAGUUACUGCAAGAAAUGUGACAAUGGACACAAAAUGUGACAAUGGACACAAAGUUUGAGGCAGACAAGAGACUUCAAAUCAGUGACUGCUAAAAACAAGCUAUGAGGAUAAGAUGGAUUCACAAAACAUUUGGACCAACUGGACCAAAGAAACAGGACUGAAAUCAAACAGUUGGCAAUCAGAUGGAUAUGAAAUUCUCAAAAAAAAAAGAAUUGUAGUAGAAGGUAGGAGAAGAAGACUGCAAUACAACAAACAUGGACACAACAACAAUUAGGUCAAACAAUAUUUGCAAAUAAUUCUGAGUGGUUCACACAAGAGGUAGGCAUGUAUCACAUCUGGAAACUCCUGCAGGACCAGAAAAUGUACCUGGUCACAGAGAAAUGUUUGAUUUGAUAGUUAUUGUAUUUUGCUUUGAUUGACAGCUUGUCUGAGCCCUAGCUGAGAUGUUCUGAUGAGGUAAACCCAUUCCAGUCUGAGACUACGAGUGACCUGUGGCAUCCACUUGGAGUCAUUUGCAAACACAUGAUCUGGACACAACCAAAAAGAAAGUGCAUGCUUUUUAACGGUGACCUAGCCCUAAACAGUAUAAUACAGUAUUCAAAGUAAUAAUAUAUUAAAUUGCUUUUUCUAAUAAAAGAAAAAAUCCAAUAAA
Messenger RNA from Micropterus dolomieu (smallmouth bass), 2205 nucleotides. RefSeq lists its product as uncharacterized. The record is from RefSeq and is a predicted model, not a curated record. The coding region runs from base 204 to 1367 and encodes 387 amino acids. NCBI's taxonomy places the organism in Eukaryota, Metazoa, Chordata, Actinopteri, Centrarchiformes, Centrarchidae. The transcript is spliced from 8 exons.